AUGCUGAGGACUCAGGACGUCUGGAGCACACAGUUUGAGGACUGCGGAUCUGUGGUCGGUAACUUGCGUAACGUAUCAGUGUUUCCCUGUGCAGAAGAUCCAUGCGUGGUGUAUAAGGGCGAAAUCGUUCGACUGACAAUCAACUUCACCGCAGAAAGAGCAAUCGCUGAUGGUGAAGCGGGACUCUAUUGGAAAUUCCUUAUGUUUGAUGUGCCAGUGCCGCUUCCCAAUUCCGACCUGUGCGACUCCACCGCACCCAGCUGUCCUCUACAAUCCGAUGGGACAGUGUAUACGUACACGUAUUCGAUUGACGUCCCGGAGUCCGUGCCAUCG
Molecule: messenger RNA, 333 nt
Organism: Dicrocoelium dendriticum
Lineage: Eukaryota; Metazoa; Platyhelminthes; Trematoda; Plagiorchiida; Dicrocoeliidae
Source: the annotation of a GenBank genome assembly